AUGGCAGCCCAAAAGGAUUACUACGCCGACCUUGGGAUGCCGCGUGAUGCGGACAUUGAAGCAAUCAAGAAGCAGUAUCGGAAGUUGGCGUUAAAAUAUCAUCCCGAUAGGAAUAGUGGCAACGAAGACGAAGCUAUUGCCAAGUUUCAAACCAUUCAAGAGGCUCACGAGAUCCUCUCGGAUCCAACCUCAAAGGCAAAAUAUGACGCUACUCUGGGAAAAAGCCGAUAUCCUGGGGCCUCAGGUGUGAGGGGAAACCCUUGGGCCGAUGUUGGCCAACAGUUUCCCACGCCUCCACGACGAACAACGGCCGCGAGAAACGCAACCUCAGGAGCACAGCGGUGGCAGACAAGAUUCUCGAGCGGGGUGCCUCCCACGGCAAAACAAACUUUUGGAUCCGAUCCAAAUGCGAAAAAGAACGCUGCCAAGGCGUUUGAGAACAUGCGCAAGAAUGCACGAGGCGAACCUCGUCCAUCUGAGCCGCCGCCACCGCCUCCACGACAACCACCAAGAACGGAAUCGGCGAGACAACGACAGGAAGCCUCUUUCGGCUCCAGGAAGUCUGGCUACUAUCCUCGGUCGACUAUGCCUGGAGACGAGCCCCCUGUAUCAAACGCAAAUUACACCAAUUCUGAACGACGGAAUGUACCACAGCCCCCACAUCGAAAGCCAGUGCCAAACCCAAUGUCCGAUCCGUUAAGCCAGUUUAGGGAGAAAGGCGGCUCGUCUGAUUCACGUCACGGUACGCCUUACACUUCUCGUGGAGGGGAAAAGAUAGAUCCCUUUGCCGGGGUGCCGUUAGGCCGCGCUAAGAACGUUCGCGAUGGCAACCAUGCUGACGAGGGAUCUGCUUCAGAUGACAAUCAGCGCAGCUACGGUGUUCCAAGACGACCGUCUCAAGAAGAGCGGGAUGCAAAUCUUCGAGUACCGAAAGAUGGAAGUCAACAUUCUCAAAGUGCGGACGAGGGUACGGGGACGUAUACCAAUACGUCCUCUAAGUCACGGGCGGACGCGAGAUUCGACGCCGUUCCUGCAAACGAGACUGCCAAAUCUCCUAUGGAGGAUAAUCCAACGAGCAACAAGGAUGAACCUACAAUGCUUAUCAACAAUAAGGAAGGUCUUCCAUGGCUCUCCGAAGAAAAAGGAUACAUUUUGUCGACGGAUAACUACACAGAUACAUCGAAACAUGUACAAGCGGCUAACCGAACCCGAUCACAUAGCUUCAACUUCCCUAUAAACGAUGACACUUUUGCAGAGACUCCAAACGCGCCUGGCGGACAUGGCUUCGCGAAGAGUAGUCUUGAUGACAUAAAUACCAGUUUUGUCAAGGACGACAACUCGAACACUUAUCAGUUCAAUGCCGGCACGACUGAAGAGGCCGCCAAUGUGGGUUUUAUGCCCUCUCCGCGUACUCAACGAGCUCGUCGCUCGGCGGUCAAGCGUCCAACCACGCGCCCUAGUGAUAGUGCUAAUACAACCUCUCGUGCUACGCAGGUCGAGAGUGGUUUUAAUCCCGAUGGAUGGAGCGACAAAUUCGAUGCUCAGACGUUUGUCCCACAGCCACAACCUGGCCCGUCUGCUUCGCCAACACGCGCUAGCCGCACCAACUCUAGGAAAACAAAGAUUAGGCCGACGGCAGGGACAGCAGCGACAGUUGAAGAAAGCAGUAGCGAAGACGAGACCUACGAAUGGCGCGGAAGAAAUGCACAGGCGCAAGGGCAGGCGCCGGCGACUGACAGCCCGCAGGCUAUGGAUAUCGAUUCGCCGAUGUCCUCUGUUGCAUCUGCAACUCAAACGGCACGAAACAUCCCAGUCGAGCCAUCUCGACCAGAAUGGCGUGCCGGGAAAGCAGCCGGCGGCAUGGCUAACGAUGAGAAGCCACAGCGACCGGCAAAAGUUCCCCUGGAUGAAAAUGCUGCGGGCUCAGAAGAUAGUGAAGAGUUUAGGGCGAAUUUUGCAGACCUUAAGAACGUGCCGCCCUUCUCUCAGCAAAAAGAAGGUCUCGAGUCCUUCAACGGAAUGAGGGAUAAUUUACCUUUCGAGAGCAAAGCAUCUGACGGUCCACGAGUCAAGGUACCAAGACCUGUGCCUUUGGAGUUCCCUUCAGUCCCCCUGGCACCCCGUCUACCUCCCACAGUCGCUAUCGACGGGAUGAAACCAAACACUGCCUCCUGGAUGAAAUAUGUUACCGAAUUUGAAAGUUACUUGCGGCAAUGGGACACGUUCAACGGGCUGGUUGUCGAUCAUUUUGCUACUAGAAAGUUGCUGAUUGAGAACACGAGAGCAAGCAAGGGUUAUGGCUUUUUGGCAGCUCGGGGAGAUGCUGAUUUACAAGCGUAUUAUAGCUGGGUUCAGCAGGAUAACGAUGUGCGACGACAAUGGACGAGUGUCUGUCAGGAGCAUGAAUCACGGAUGCGAGAAUUUAUGGCGUUUAGAGAGAAGAUGAAGGACAGUCGCGCUUGA
Molecule: messenger RNA, 2463 nt
Organism: Metarhizium acridum CQMa 102
Lineage: Eukaryota; Fungi; Ascomycota; Sordariomycetes; Hypocreales; Clavicipitaceae
Source: RefSeq, a predicted model, not a curated record